UAAGACAAAGCAGAGAGAGAGAAAGAGAAAGAUUGAGAUGAAGUACUCUUGGGUUCGCGUUCUGGUUCUUGUGGCUUGCCUGUUACCAGCAUUAGUCGAGUGCAGGGUUCGGCAAUACACAUUUAAUGUGGUGUUGAAGAAUACAAAUAGACUAUGCGCUAGCAAGCCCAUUGUCACCGUGAAUGGACGGUUCCCGGGGCCCACUCUCUAUGUCAGGGAAGACGACACAGUGCUUGUCAGGGUUGUCAACCACGUCAAAUACAAUGUUUCCAUCCAUUGGCAUGGUAUAAGGCAACUGAGAACGGGGUGGUCGGACGGGCCAGCAUACAUCACCCAGUGCCCAAUCCAGACAGGGCAAAGCUAUUUAUACAACUUCACCGUUACUGGCCAACGGGGCACACUUCUUUGGCAUGCGCAUGUCCUUUGGCUAAGGGCAACUGUCCAUGGUGCCAUCGUUAUCUUGCCUAAGCGAGGGGUGCCCUAUCCUUUUCCAAAACCCCAUAAGGAGGUUGUUGUCAUAUUAGGUGAGUGGUGGAAAUCAGAUGUCGAGGCUGUGAUCAAUCAAGCUCUUAGCUCCGGUUUGGCUCCCAAUGUUUCGGAUGGUCACACCAUUAACGGCCAUCCAGGCCCUGUCACCAAUUGUCCUUCACAGGGCGGCUUUUCAUUGCAAGUCGAGGCCGGAAAAACCUACCUACUCCGAAUCAUUAACGCUGCACUCAAUGAAGAACUCUUCUUCAAGAUUGCUGGACAUCAACUCUCUGUCGUAGAAGUGGACGCCGUCUACACAAAGCCAUUCAAGAUCGACACUCUUGUUAUUGCCCCUGGCCAAACCACAAAUGCUCUUAUCACAGCCGAUCAAAGCUCUGGCAAGUACUUGAUGGCCGCGUCCCCUUUCAUGGACUCCCCCAUCGCAGUAGAUAACCUUACUGCAACAGCAACUCUGCACUACUCCGGCACACUUGCGAGUUCCCCCACCAGUCUUACUAGCCCACCUCCACCAAAUGCAACUGCAGUUGCUAACAAGUUCGUAAACUCUCUCCGAAGCCUUAAUUCCAAAAAGUACCCAGCCAAAGUUCCAUUAACCGUGGAUCACUCCCUUUUCAUCACGGUGGGGCUAGGAAUUAACCCUUGUGCUACCUGCGUCGCCGGUAAUGGAAGCCGGGCAGUGGCUAGCAUGAAUAAUGUCACGUUUGUGAUGCCAACUACAGCCAUUCUUCAAGCACACUACUUCAACAUAAGCGGUGUGUACACCACCGACUUCCCAGCUAACCCACCCGUGGCUUUUAAUUACACUGGCUCGCCCGCAAACUUGCAGACCACGAAUGGGACAAAGGUUUAUAGGGUACCUUACAACUCUACGGUUCAAGUAGUUUUACAAGAUACUGGGAUCAUCGCCACUGAGAACCAUCCAGUCCAUCUACACGGGUUCAACUUCUUCGCUGUGGGCAAAGGACUGGGAAAUUACAACCCAAAGACGGAUCCUCAAAACUUUAAUCUCAUUGAUCCUGUUGAGCGGAACACUAUUGGAGUACCAUCCGGUGGGUGGACAGCUAUCAGAUUUCUAGCAGAUAAUCCAGGAGUUUGGUUCAUGCAUUGCCACUUGGAAGUGCACACAACCUGGGGACUGAAGAUGGCAUUCUUGGUGGACAACGGCAAAGGCCCCAACCAGUCCAUUAUACCCCCUCCAAGUGAUCUUCCCAAAUGUUAAUUUACAUCCCAAACAACUGUUAAUUAUACAUACAAGUAGAGUGGAUUUUUCCCCGUGAAGAGUGGAUGAGACAGGAAAAAGUUCCACGCAGAUGAAGAAAAGGAGAGUUUUAUUGUUUCUUGAGUAAAACACGAGAAUUUGCUCAAGCAUGCUUCAAUAAGCGCUAGCAUUUUAGUUAUGGGAAAUUGGGAAUAAUACUCAAAUUUUUCAGGGUCACAUGUGUUGGAAUCUGAAUAAUAUAUGUAUAAGUUUUGAUUGUAUGUGUUUAUGUAAGUUCCCAAGGUUCUUCAAAUCCAUGUACUUAUUUAAUAGGAACCAUUUGAUUGCUGAA
Molecule: messenger RNA, 2039 nt
Organism: Vitis riparia (riverbank grape)
Lineage: Eukaryota; Viridiplantae; Streptophyta; Magnoliopsida; Vitales; Vitaceae
Product: laccase-4-like
Exons: 6
Coding region: 38-1708 (556 amino acids)
Biological process (GO): lignin catabolic process
Cellular component (GO): apoplast
Molecular function (GO): copper ion binding; hydroquinone:oxygen oxidoreductase activity
Source: RefSeq, a predicted model, not a curated record